AUGAAACCAUCUAAACUGCAAGAUCAUCUGAGAAGAUGCCACCCUGAUAAAACAGAGAAAUAUUUGAAAUACUUUCUAACACUCAAAGAUAAAUUUCAGAAGAGACCUACACUGGACAGAAUGUUCGCUUCGACGUCACAAAGAAAUGAUGAUGGUUUGCGGGCGUCUUGCAAUAUCUCGUUACUUAUAGCAAAAUCCGGAAAACCGCAUACUAUCGGAGAGAAGGUAAUUUUUCCAGGCGUUGAAGAGGUUUUAAAAACUGUUUUACACGAACCUGCAUCUGAUAUCAUUAAAAGAAUUCCCUUAAGCAACAAUACUGUUGAAAGACGUAUUGAUGAAAUGAGUUCUGAUAUUGAAAGCUUCUUAUGUAAUUAUUUGCAAACAACUCAUUUCUCUAUACAUCUGGACGCAUCAACUUUACCUGAUAAUGCAGCAUUAUUAUUGGCAUAUGUUCGUUUUAUUAUGAAUCAAGAAAUAUACGAAGAACUGCUCUUCGCAAGAACUUUGAUAACCCACACUAAAGAUAACAAAUCAAAACAGCAUUUGAAAAUCACAAGAACAAGACGGGUCAAACAACUGACCAAAAGUUAUCGCUAUCUCUAA
This is a messenger RNA of Acanthoscelides obtectus, 603 nucleotides long. The record is from the annotation of a GenBank genome assembly. Lineage: Eukaryota; Metazoa; Arthropoda; Insecta; Coleoptera; Chrysomelidae.